AUUCGCGCAAAAGUUUUCAGAAGAACUGUGUGUAGCUUUUUAAAAACAUAUAUUAAAAAAUAAAAUAUAAUGAAAGUAGUGCAUGACGUUGCAAUCGGAGAUAAAUAUCCGCUUUCAUUCCGGUGUAACCGUCGUGUUUUGAAUCCAUCCAUCCCUUAAAAAACUUAAACAUGGUUGUUUUACGAUUUUUUACGUGUGAUUUCUUUUCAUUGGUUGGUGGCCAUACGCCCCUAGUUCACUUUUUAAAUGUCUACGAAAGCUCUCUGGGCCAUUCGUGCUGCGAGGGCUAUCCAUCGAAGAGAGACAUGCCCGUAAAUGAAUAGGGAAUGAACAGUCUUCCGCGAUGUAGCAAUCUACCACAAACUUUUUUUGAUUUUUAUGAUUUUUGCUGCUCUUGGCAUAAGUGAUAGUCUCUAGAUGAGUUUGAUUUGUUGAGGUAUUGGAAGUAUGACUUAGAUUUUGUAUAUUACGCGAUAAAGUUGUGAAUUCUCCCAUUUAAAGAAUGUAAAUUUUCAUUUUUGUCACAGUACAUUCUAAUGAUGCGCCACGCCGAUUUUUACGAUUUUUACGGUUAUUGAUAGGAAGUAGUCCCCAGAUGAGCUCACUUUGUUCUCGCCCAAAAAAUCUAGCCCCCUAAUUGUUAUAAGUAACAGGUUCUUCGUCCAUCUCUUGAUUCACAUGCAUGAGAGGGCGAAGUCCUCUGUUACUAACAUUCAAGAAUACAACCAGAAACGGAUCCAACAAUUUGGCAACACUAGAUUUCCUCCAUUUAAACCUAUCCUAAAUAAUCGAUUCUUGUUGGAGCACUUGACCCCUCCAAGAAUCGAUACUUUGCCAUAGGUUUAAAUGCAGAAAAGACAAUGUUGCCAAUUUGGCAAUGAAUACACCUGUGAGCACGAAUCUAAGAGUACUAUUUUCAUUUCAACACCUCCACUGAAUGUAUGUAAGUCACUUUUAACAAAGCUCAUAGUAAGAUAAAGGUAACCUCAUUUUCCAAAGCUCUCGUAUUUCGGUUAUUUUUUUGUUUCUUUUAUCUGGUGCGUCUUUCUCUUAUCUUUUCGCAUCCUAAUAAGGUGUGCCGUAACUUUUCCAUAGAAAGCAGCUAGUCACGUCAAUUUUUCCUUUCGUAUAUUUUUUGCGUCUCGUCAUAUUUUUUUCUUCUUCUUUUGGCGAGUGCAAGUGCAAGCAAUAAGAAUUAACCACUGUUUGCACUCAACAUUCUGAAUCACUUUUUUUCUUGUUCCUCUCAUAUUGUGGAUUAUUCAAUUUUAGUUUACAACAAGAAAGAGAACCACAUCGCUGGAUUUGUUUAGUAAUUAUGUCACCUACUUUUGUGAAUUUUUGUUCUCAUUUUUUUUUCUGGUCAUCUGCUAUGCGUGGCUUGACGUGUAAAAGUUCAUUAACUAUUGAAAUUACUGAUUAAUUUUUUUCAAUCCUUUCAAUAUGAGGAGGUACCCCACCGAGCUUGCUUAAAUUUAAGACGAAUAAGAAAAGUGGAGGAGAGUUUAUCUAAUUCCAUGAAAUAGAAUACUCUAAAAUAGUAUCAGUGUUUUUUAAACUGUCUCGACCAUGUUUUACCAUCAAAUCUGCGCAGCUAUGACGGCCCCUUAACGCUUUUCAACUCGGUAAAAUAACCUCAAAGACCUUGCACCAAAACUUUGCAUGCCAGCCAUUCGUUCUUGACGGUAAACUUCUCCUAGUCAUGAUUCCAUCCAUGAAAAAUAAACUCAUUGCUCUUGCUGGCUUUGCUUGUCUGUUGUAUUUUAUGUCGUAUCGGGGUCGUUCACAUUCGAGCAUGCUUGGGAAGUACAAAAGAAAUAAAGGAUCCCCGACGAUCCCUUCUUGCUACUUACUCCCCUACGACAAGAGCCAGCUGCCCGAUAUAUCCGAGUACUCGGUCCGGCCGAACACUACUUUUUUUCUGGAGACAUCUUGCCGUCAUGCCGGCGAGGUGAGUCUGACCGUCCGCCAAUCGUGUGCCUUCGAAUCCGCGGCCAAAGCGCAUCCGGAUACGGAAAUUCUGGUGUUGUUCCCGGCCCCUGUUUCGAUGAAAAGCCCACCGCCGCACGUCAAAAUGUUGCUGAAAUUUGCCAACUUGAAAUUUUUGCAUGUGGACGUCGGGAGAUUUUUUCAAGGCACGCCGAUCAAAAGUACCGAUUUUAUGGAGAUGAUGAAUAUAAGUGCAUUCGCACCCUCUCAGGCAUCUGAUAUUCUGCGGUUGGCCACCUUGUGGAAGUACGGUGGUGCCGCUCUAGACUCGGAUUUCGUCGUUUUAAAGUAAGUGCGCGUCCAGCUGUUACCUAGAGUACCUAUUUUGAGAGAGUA
Messenger RNA from Bemisia tabaci, 2325 nucleotides. Lineage: Eukaryota; Metazoa; Arthropoda; Insecta; Hemiptera; Aleyrodidae. The record is from RefSeq and is a predicted model, not a curated record.